Molecule: messenger RNA, 2364 nt
Organism: Sphaerodactylus townsendi
Lineage: Eukaryota; Metazoa; Chordata; Lepidosauria; Squamata; Sphaerodactylidae
Product: keratin, type I cytoskeletal 9-like
Exons: 8
Coding region: 68-2032 (654 amino acids)
Cellular component (GO): keratin filament
Molecular function (GO): structural molecule activity
Source: RefSeq, a predicted model, not a curated record
CUCAAUUCCAGGCUGCACAGCUGUACUGGGGCUUUUUCUGGGUUUUGGAUUCUAAACAUCUUUCAAUAUGAGUUACGGCGUCAAAGGAGCCUCAAAGGGCAGCGGUGGUAGAGUUAGCAUAGGUGGUGGCAGCACAAGUGGCGGAACUUGUGUUAGUGGCGGAGGCAUUAGUGGCGGAACUGGUGGUGGUGGUGGUGGAGGCAUUAGUGGUGGAAGUAUUGGUGGUGGUGGAGGUAUCAGCAGUGGAGGCAGUGGAAGUAUCAAAAUUAGAGGCUCAUCCUCAGGAUCCUCAAGAGGAUAUUCUGGAAGAAGCAGUGGUGGAGGUUCCAGGACUUAUGGUGGAGGCGGUGGAUUCAGCAGUGGCAGCACUGGAAGAAUAAGCAGAGGAAGAAUAUGCUACGGUGGUAGCACCUAUGGUAGCGGAAGCAGCUAUGGUGGUGGAGCCGGCUAUGGUGGUGGACUAGGUUAUGGUGGUGGACUUGGCUAUGGUGGUGGUGGUGGUUACAGCAUGGGUGGUGGUGGCCUUGGCGGUGGCUUUGGUGGAGGUAGCAUGGGUGGUGGAGGAUUCAGUAGCGGUAGUUUUGGUGGAGCUAGCUAUGGUGAUGGGGGGCUCCUUUCCAGCAAUGAAAAGUCAACCAUGCAGAACCUUAACGACCGCCUGGCUUCUUACAUGGACAAGGUAAAAGGCCUGGAAGACGAAAAUAAUCAGCUGGAGAUCUUAAUCCGAGAGUGGUACCAGAAGCAUGGACAUACUGAAGGCCCAAGGGACUACAGUGGCUAUUAUCAACAAAUCGAUCAGCUCUACAAUGAGCUGGUUGCUGAAACCAAUGAUUAUAACAAAAUUCUGCUGAACAUUGAUAAUACCAGGAUGACUGCUGAAGAUUUUAAGCUGAAGUACCAAACCGAAUGUGGUCUCCGUCAGAACGUGGAGGCCGAUAUCAAUGGAUUGCGCCCUCUCUUGGAUCAGCUGACCCUUGCCAAGUCUGACCUGGAGAUGCAGUUUGAGUCCCUUAAAGAAGAACUGAUCUGCCUCAAGAAGAACCAUGAGGAGACUCUGAGGGGACUGCAACACCAAUCUGGUGGUGAUGUCAAUGUGGAGGUGAAUGCUGCUCCUGGCCUAGAUCUGAAACAACGUCUCGACCAGCUCAGGUGUGAAUAUGAAAACAUCAUUGACCAAAACCGCAGAGAUGUGGAAAACUGGUACGAAACCAAGAUGGAGGAGGUCCGCCAGCAGGUCACUUCAAGUGGUCAGGAGGUCGACAGCACCACUCAGCAAGUUUCAGAGCUGAGACGAGAGUAUCAGACUCUGGAGAUAGAGCUACAAUCCCAGCUCAGCAUGAUCCAGUCUUUGCAAAACAACUUGGACGACACGGAACGUCGGUACAAUUUGCAGCUUCAACAGAUCCAGGCCCUGAUUGAGCCAGUGGAAGGAGAACUGGCCAGCAUCCGAUGCGAGAUGGAGAGCCAAAACCAGGAGUACCAAUUGCUCCUGGGCAUCAAGACGCGCCUGGAACAGGAGAUUGCUCAGUACCGCCGACUGCUUGAGGAAGGACAACAAGAAAUCGGAUCUGGUGGAGGCGGAUACGGAAUUUCAUCUGGAGGAGGAUAUGGAGGUGGCAGAAGUGGUAGCCUUGGAGGAGGAGGAAGCAUUGGAGGAGGCAGAAUAGGUGGAGGUGGCAUCAGUGGAGGAAGUAUCGGAGGAGGAAGUAUUGGUGGUGGCAGUAUUGGUGGUGGAAGUAUUGGAGGUGGCCGAAUUGGCGGAGGAGGAGUGUCUGGUGGAGGCCUUAGUGGAAGCGGCAUUAGCGGUGGAAGCAUGGGCGGAACUAGCAUCAGUGGAGGAGGCAUGAGUGGAGGAUCAUGCGGUACAAUUGGAGGAGGAGGUGGCCACAUCGGUGGAGGGACAGUUGUUGGAGGAGGAAGUGGAGGAGCAUCAAGCUGUCAAAUUGGAGGAGGAUCAGGCGUUAGUUCUUCACGUUCUCAGUCCUACUCCAGUUCACAUUCCUCAGGACACGGAAGGAAAUCCACGGAUUAAUCAGCUGCCAUAUGAAUGUGCUCUGACCCCAAACCCUACAAGUAGUUCUGCUGAUAAAGAAAGAGUGUGGUUGCUGACGUUCUCUACAAUGCAAAGCCACAAAAGAGGCAGGAUUCCCUUCACCAGCUACCUGACUCUACCUUCACUGUUUCUUUAUUGCAGCGGCUUCUGUCAAUUCCCCAACCUGCUAGGUUCUUCGGUUCGUCAAUGCUCUUUCUAGCAGAACGUCCUUUCGCUCUACUUUGUUACGUAGAAUGGCUGACUGCUUGGCCUUCUAAUGUUGAUGAGGGUUGUCUAAUAAAGCUCUAUUACUGCUUGAAGCAAUCAGAAAA